Molecule: messenger RNA, 1137 nt
Organism: Dacryopinax primogenitus
Lineage: Eukaryota; Fungi; Basidiomycota; Dacrymycetes; Dacrymycetales; Dacrymycetaceae
Product: D-isomer-specific 2-hydroxyacid dehydrogenase NAD-binding protein
Exons: 4
Coding region: 42-1025 (327 amino acids)
Molecular function (GO): NAD binding; oxidoreductase activity, acting on the CH-OH group of donors, NAD or NADP as acceptor
Source: RefSeq, a predicted model, not a curated record
CUUGGCUCCUCAUCUAUCCAAAUCAACACGUCCACCGCAGUAUGGACUCUCCAAUCCGAGUUGCAGUCCUAGACGACUACCAACAUGUCGCGCUCCAGUCAGCGGAUUGGUCCCCUUUGAAAGCUCAGGCUCAGAUCGAUGUUUUUGAUAACACCAUCCCAACGAACCAACCUGAAAAGCUCAUCGAACGCCUCAAACCGUACAACGUGAUAUGUGCCAUGAGGGAAAGGACCAAGUUUCCGGCUGAAAUACUCAACAAUCUCCCCAACCUAAAGCUGUUAAUUACAACCGCCGCAAGGAACGCUGCAUUUGACCUGGCAGCGUGCAAAGCGAACAAUAUAAUGGUUUGCGGCACUCAGAGCUACGGCAAUUCAACAGUGGAACACACAUGGGCCCUGCUUCUUGCUGCUGCUCGCAACAUACCCCGCGAUCACUUCCAUGUCGCCAAUGGAGGCGUUCCAUGGCAGACAGGUUCCCUUCCACUAGGAUUAUUCGGAAGGACGCUUGGUCUCAUUGGUGUGGGUAAACUGGGCACAAAAGUAGCUGAGAUCGCGAAUCUCUUUGGCAUGAAAAUCAGUGCCUGGAGCCCUAAUUUGACCCCAAAACGAGUGGCAGCGUUACCUGUGCCUGUGACUUAUGUCCCUUCUCUGAAUGAACUGUUGGAGCAGUCGGACAUUAUCUCGAUUCAUAUGGUCUUGUCACCUUCCACGCGCAACCUCAUCAACCGGGAAUCAUUUUCACACAUGAAACCAAGUGCGCUACUUGUCAACACUUCACGGGGCCCUCUGGUGAAUGAAGCUGCAUUGCUUGAAGCUCUGGAACAAAAGAAAAUAGCUGGAGCUGCCCUCGAUGUGUACGACGAAGAACCUCUCCCCCUCGAGCAUCCUGUUCGAAAGCUGGACAACGUCGUACUUUCCCCUCACAUGGGUUACGUUGCAGAUAGCAACUAUGCUGUCUUCUUCCGGGAUACCGUUGAAAACAUCCUCGCCUUCUUGGAUGGCCAGCCCAAGAGAGUAAUAGAAUAAGAGGGAGGGACAACUCCGUUAGGUGUCUGAUCUCAUCGGCACUCGUGCAGGACAGUGUGAAAUGACUAGGCUUUGGUACUCUGGCCCGUUGUAACCCAUGCGAUCAUUUGAG